Spodoptera litura is the source of this 3560-nucleotide messenger RNA. It is a transcript of the gene ArfGAP1, whose product is annotated as ADP-ribosylation factor GTPase-activating protein 1. Lineage: Eukaryota; Metazoa; Arthropoda; Insecta; Lepidoptera; Noctuidae. Gene Ontology annotation, molecular function: GTPase activator activity. Gene Ontology annotation, cellular component: Golgi membrane. Gene Ontology annotation, biological process: regulation of endocytosis; regulation of ARF protein signal transduction. The record is from RefSeq and is a predicted model, not a curated record.
AUGCCAAGUGGACGUCUGAAAAAUUUUGACGUUUUGUCAAUUUGUGCACUGUUUGCGUGUAAUAAGUACCUACUUUGUGCAUAACUGCAUUUAUUUGAAAUUAAACACUACCACUACAAUUAAUUACUGAAAAAUGGCUUCACCAAGAACCCGCAGGAAGCUUAACUCUAUCCGAAAUAUCGACGAUAAUAACAAAUGUUUCGAGUGUGGUACAUUGAAUCCGCAAUGGGUCUCUGUUACGUAUGGCAUCUGGAUUUGCUUAGAAUGCUCGGGGGUGCACCGCAGUCUAGGAGUUCACCUUUCAUUUGUUCGAAGUGUCACCAUGGAUAAAUGGAAGGACUUGGAGUUGGAGAAAAUGAUGGUAGGGGGCAACGGGAAAGCUCGAGAUUUUUUCGAGAGUUCGUCGGACUACAAGCCUGGCAUGACUAUACCUCAGAAGUACAACACUAAAGCGGCUGCUAUGUACCGGCAAAAGAUAUCAUUCUUGGCUGAAGGCAAACCUUGGUCUGCUGAGGAUUUUACACAAGAAUUAACACAAAAGAGCAGUGGCUGGUCGUCUAACUUCGUCACGCCCGACCGUUCGGCCACCUUCAACAAGACGAACUCUGAUGAUCUAAGCUACCAGUGGUCUGGAUCGGCCAAAAACUCUCCGUCGUCGCCCAUGAGCCCGGUGCCCGGGGAGAAUGCUAUGGACAAUACGCUGGCAUCACUGGCGUCAGGAUGGUCCCUAUUUACUUCAUCUGUCAGCAAAGCCGCUCGCACCGCCACUGAGAGUGCCGUACGUUACGGAGGCAUCGCAUCGCAGAAAGUGACAGAAAUGGCUUCUACCGUAACCGAAAGGGUGAACAACCGAGCGGGAUGGAGCACAUUGUCGGGAACAACGGAGCAAAGACGAGGAUCCGAAAAUUUGGGCUCCUACCAGGCUGGAUAUGGCGCAAUGAAGUCGUCAACCUCUGAGCCCUAUGCCUCAUGGAACGAACAGUUGCAACCGUGGAAAGAGUCGGUUGCAGCCCGAAACAACUUGGACACCCGCGAUCUAUCGCAAGUGGGCGUAUCCAGUCCACCGCCGGAUAUAAAGAACCUCACCAUAAAAAAGAAGAAUGGAUCAGAUGAGGAUUCUUGGGAUUGGCUUAACAACUAAGUAACCAAGUUUCCAACCAGAGUAAGGCUGCGGCGACAAGGAAGCUGCCAGUUUAUUUUCCACGUCACACCUUGAUGAUUUUAUAAUCUGUGUCAAUGUUUCAACCACAUAGUUCAAUUAGCCUUUUCAUUUGUUGUAACUAAUGCUCCCAUAUACUAGGUAUUACAAUUUGUAAAGGGCUAACCUUAUACCUACGUAGUAGGAUUGUAUUGAAAUGAAUGUAUUGUCCAUCUUUUAAGGGAAGACGAAGUAUUAACUGCUUAAAAAACUAAAGUCCUGUUAUAAGGUUGACAGUUAAAAGGCUGUUUGGCUAGUUGGCUGAAGCUAAUGUAGAAUCUAUGCGAAUGUAAAUUAAUUAAAUUACAGUACUGCCUCAACUACGUAUGAAACAAUAGGUACCUAUAAACAAUAAAAAGCAAAACAAAAUGAUUAACUAACAUCAUUGCUUGGAACAGAAACUUUGCAACUGAACCUGGAUAAAUGAUUGGAAUAUACUUACGGCUUAAUCACGUGAGGUGUUUCAAUCAAUUUCAACAAUAUGGAUGCUAACAGCACUGAAAUGGAUUAAACUAAACUUAGAAAGCGCUCUAGGCAAGUACAUCUUAAGCACAACAAAUUUUUUGAGCACCGCCUGUCACUCUGUGACCACGCACGUCUCGCGGCGUUGUGACGCCCCUCUGCAACAUGGGGCCCUAGGCACUUACCUAGUUUGUCUAAGCGAUAAUACGGCUUUGUAAAAGCAGUGGAGGUGACUCAAUAUUUAUCAGUCUUUUUGAAUUUACAAUCGUAUAGAUUUCAUAUACGUUCUCGAUUAUAUAGUAAUUCGUUAUACAAUGAUGCUAUUGUCACAUACAAAGUUAUACGCUUAAAGUAAACUUUGCGAUGUAUUCGGAAAUACUUUGAUUAGAACAUUCCAAAGUAACUGCUGGUUUCUUAUGUUAUUUGCAACAAAUUUUUAACAUCUUAUGAAACCACGGAUGUUUAUGUAUUCGAGGCGAUCUCUAAAUUGUUAAUUGGACGAAUGUUAAUUUUUUUAUUGCAUUGCACGGCUACUGCGUCUAACGUCUAAGUAUGAGUGAAAAGCGUCAUUGUAAAUCUAAUUACUGAUUUAGAACAAAUAAUUAUUUUAUUUAAUUGCCUGAUUAUUCGUUUUUGUACUUGGGUGUUUUAUAAUUUUGUUCUUUAAUUAGAAAGUGUGAUGUGGUCAUUCAGUCAAACGUCAAAUAACUCAAAUACGGUGUCCAUGUAAUUCCCGCCAUUUUGAUGUAAUGACACUUCGUCCUAAAACAACACAAGGGCUCUUGAAUAAUCUGUGGUAACAAUUUCUAACGUUCUAUUUUUUCCGGUACAAAUGCCCCUUGGACGAAGUCAGCUUUAAGAGCUUUACUGGCCUUACCUUGCGUAGCUUUGGCCUAUAUUAAUCACUUGUUAGUAUUUAAGGUGUAAGAAUGGUUAUUUGGUGGAUGCACGUUUUAUACCCGCGUGUGGAGUGAUUGAAAGCCUAGGCAUUAUAUUUAGCCUUUUUUAUUGGAAGCCGUUGAUUAUUACAUACAUUAGGUUUUUGUCUGCAACUGAUGCGUUUAACAUAUCAAAUCAUGUUCGACGCAUGUGCGAUGCAGCAUAAUAGUAAAUACUGGUUGCAUUAGUAUGAGCCCAAUAAAAGAAGGUUUAAGUAAUUAUAGACGCGGGAAGUUUGAACAGCCGCCCCACAAUGAAACGCAUUUAGAUAUGAAUGACUUAGACAAUUUUAACGUACCAAUCAUUUUUAGAUUAACUCGGCAUACCAUAUGCUCCGUAUCCCGUCUACAAAGACGUUUAGCGUAAUAUUGUUUAGUAAAAUUUAUUUGCAAUCUCUCAAUUUUUAUUUUUUUAUGCUCGGUUACGUUCUCCUACGUUUCUGAUUAUUGUUGUAUUAAAUCCAAAGUUGCCAUUCGAUGUCGGUAGAUGAGUCUAUACUUAGUACUACCUUUUGUAAUAUUCUGCCUGUCUCUUACCGUCCUGUUUACGAACUAUAAAUAAGUGUUUUUCUAAUCUUCUUCACAUUUGUCUAUCGACAUCGAUAUAGCCUUAUCCACGCUGAAUUUACGCACUAAAUGCUGUACAAAAAUAGGGAUAUAUUUAGGUAGCUGGAGAUUGCACAGCUGGAUGGGGCUUAUUAUUAUUCCAUUUAUUUUUAACUUUGAUUAUAUUUGAAAUUAUUUUUAGUGUCUAGUUAUACUUUGUCGUAUUUUUUCCUAUAUUUUUGUAAUUAAGAUCAAUAUGUAUUUGUAAAAUUAUGUUAUGUACAAAAGUAGUACCUACCUAUUGUUGUUUAUAUUUUACUUUUAAGGUUUGUACGGUAUGUGGGCUCGCUGUGGGCUGGAUUACGAUAGUAAUUAAAUUUGAUUCAUUCAAUAUUAAUAAAUGUAGAUUAAAACAA